This is a messenger RNA of Nicotiana attenuata, 1161 nucleotides long. Its product is annotated as putative F-box/LRR-repeat protein At5g02700. The transcript is spliced from 6 exons. Lineage: Eukaryota; Viridiplantae; Streptophyta; Magnoliopsida; Solanales; Solanaceae. The coding region runs from base 1 to 1161 and encodes 386 amino acids. The record is from RefSeq and is a predicted model, not a curated record.
AUGGCACCCGACCAUUCCCGGAAACAUACUCCAUCGUCAAAGAAACAGAAAGUGAGAGCCACCGGAGCUGAAAAACGAAAGAAGAGAGUCACCGGAGUUGAAGAAACCCUAGACGACCGAAUCGAGUGGAAGUCUCUAAAGAGCCUAAAGUUGAAAUAUACUGUGUUAGAUGAUGAUGCUAUUGUGAACAACAUACUGUCAGGUUCUCCUGCUUUGGAAACUCUGGAAUUUUUUAAUUUCGAGGGUUUCCGUCGUCUCGAAAUUAAUUCCUUAAACUUACAGAGACUCAAGUUCAAAGAAUAUUGGUUGCCAAAUGACAGCGAUGAUCAUUCUCUGGAAAUUGUUGCCCCGUAUAUUCAGCAUUUGGAGAUCUCCAAAAAUCUGUAUGAUCUCAAGUGUCGGCUAAUAAAUGCAGCCUCCGUGGUCAGUGCUAGGCUUACUUUCCGAAUUACUUGUUCAGAAUAUUCUAGUGACAGUUGUCCUGAUGAUCAUCAAGUUAUUAAGACACUAGUCCAAGAAUAUUUUCAAAAGUUGAGUUGCGCGACGGAGUUAACAAUCGGAACUUGGUUCACGGAGGUCAUGUUGCCGUUUGAAGGGGGGCUGCUGCUUCCAGAAUUGAAAUGCAAAUGUCUAACUUUAGAUUUGCAUAUCACAAAGUUUUAUUCCUAUGGAGCAGCUAUCCUGUUGCAAGCCUCGCCUCAUGUGGAGACACUUAACAUAACUAUGGCAACUAUUGAUCAUCUUUCAUUCUUUGCUUGGUUCACCUAUUCCAAGAGUCAUCCUAGAGGAACAGUUGUCAUAAUCAUUUGCCCAGAACCAUUAAAGAUUGGUGGGUUCAGAAAUUGUUCUUUGGAUUUUUCCCGAUGCAAAUUUGAGUUAGGAUAUUUGGCAAAAGGAGGCGAUAUUCAUUUGCUGUCGAGAUUUGGGUUUCCCAACCUCAGGAAUGUUAAGGUUGUCAGUUCUUCAGGGACGUGUUUGCAGGGGUGUCUUGUAUGGGAUUAUGAUGAACUUUUCAAUCUUUCAGAAUUUAUACUAAAGAAUGCAAUGGGUCUGGAAAAAAUUUCUAGGCAGGCACAAGUUUUUCUGCAGGCAGCUUUCAUGGAGUAUGCUUUAUGCCCUGGUCUCCAUCCUCUAAAGCCGAAAAGCAUAUUGCACAGUUAA